GUCACGUGACGCAAACAUUUGAGCAUGAUGGCGGCGCCUAUAGAGAGUCUGCUAAAUGAAAUCUGUGAGUCCGAGGAUCCGAUCGAGGAGCUCAAGAGCCUCCGGACGGCCGUUUUAGCGACGCCCGUGAGCGGCUUGAGGCAGGCGGUGUCUGGAGCCCGACUGGAGAUCAUAUUCGGCCUUUUAAACACAAAUGACAAAGAGCAGAUCGAGGUGUGUGUGGAAAUCCUGAGUCGAGUCCUGCAGGCUUUAGAACCCAUCCAGCUGGCUCAGAACUACAAGACGGCGCUGCAGAGCGGACUGAAUCAUCCCAACGACUCGGUCAGAUUGCUCACGCUCACACAGAUGGGCCGUGUGGCCGGUCACGCUGAUGGAGUGACCCAGAUGCUGAACAGCUCAGAGAUCCUGCGUGAUGUGAUUCAGUGCAUCAGCGUCGAGCGUAUCGCUGUGGCCAAAGAGGCGAUAGCUGCCCUUAGUAAACUCAGCAACACGAAGGCGGGGCUUGACGCUCUGUUCCGCUCUGAUUUGCUAAACAAGCUGAAGGACGUGAUGCUCACCAAUGACAUCAUCAGAUACAGAGUUUAUGAGCUGAUAGUGGGGGUGUCCACAGUGUCUCCAGUGUGUCUGGGUUACUGCGCCAACAGCGGUUUAAUCUCACAGAUGCUGGAGGAACUGACCGGAGACGAUGUGUUGGUCAGAGCAACAGCUAUAGAGAUGGUGACCAGCCUGGCUCAGAGCCAACAUGGCCGUCAGUAUCUGGCGCAGCAAGGCAUCAUAGAUAAAAUCUCCAACAUGAUCAUCGCUGCAGAAUCCGACCCCUUCUCAAGCCUUUACCUGCCAGGACUGGUGAAGUUCUUUGGCAGUCUGGCGAUCAUGGACAGUCCUCAGCAGGUUUGUGAGAAGUACCCAGUGUUCCUUGAGGUGGUCUUCUCCAUGGCCAUAAACCUUGACCCCACACUGACUCCUGUUGCCCUGGAUACUCUCGGAGUGCUCGGCCGUACAGUGGAGGGAAAACAAGUUCUGCAGAAAACAGGAGAGAAGUUCACGUCUGUGCUGAAGAGAAUGAGUAAAGUGGCCGCUGACGGAGCCACUGAACUCCGGGUCAGAUGUUUGGAGGCUCUGGCUCAGCUGCUCACGUUACCUGUGGAGCAGCAGACGGAUGACCUGCUACUGUUGACCGAGUCGUGGUUUAACUGUCUGAGCUCUCAGCCCAUGCUGAUGAUCCAAAACAUAAGCACACAGCCCUUCCCAGAGCUCCACUGCAGCGCGCUACGAAUCUUCACUGUAAGAGAGUGUGUGUGUGUGUGUGUGUUUGACUUCAUGCAGUGCUGUUCAGUCCGGUUACAAAUUUUGUCUUGAAAUGUCACCAACAUA
Molecule: messenger RNA, 1374 nt
Organism: Cyprinus carpio (common carp)
Lineage: Eukaryota; Metazoa; Chordata; Actinopteri; Cypriniformes; Cyprinidae
Product: 26S proteasome non-ATPase regulatory subunit 5-like
Exons: 9
Coding region: 25-1359 (444 amino acids)
Biological process (GO): proteasome assembly
Cellular component (GO): cytosol
Source: RefSeq, a predicted model, not a curated record